UCAUUUGUUUGCUUUCUCUGCUGCUGCAGAUUUCAUUCCCAAAAAAUCCGAUAUCUGUUAAAGGAUACCCUUUAAAUACCCCUAAAAUCAUAAUUCAGUCGUAGGAAAUGGGGGAAGAAGCAGCAGACCUGAUUCAGAAUUUGAGAUCAGUUGUAUUCAAGGAAUCAGAGAAUUUACAAGGUGUUAACACUAAAAUCAACGGCUACGAUUUCAACCAUGGUGUUAACUACCCACAGCUUCUUAAAUCCUUUGUCUCCACUGGCUUCCAAGCUUCUAAUCUCGGUGAGGCCAUUGACAUCGUUAAUCAAAUGCUAGAAUGGAGGCUCUCUCAUGAGAAAGUAACUGAAGAUUGCAGUGAGGAGGGGAAGAAUCCAACUUACAGAGAGUCUGUUAAAUGCAAGAUCUUCCUUGGCUUUACUUCCAACCUUAUUUCGUCUGGCGUUAGAGAUAUUAUUCGGUAUCUGGUGGAGCAUCAUAUGGUUGAGGUGAUUGUGACAACUACUGGUGGCAUUGAGGAAGAUAUUAUAAAAUGCCUUGCUGAUACUUACUUAGGUGAUUUUUCUCUCCCUGGUGCUGCGUUGAGAUCGAAAGGACUGAAUCGUAUUGGUAACCUGUUGGUGCCUAAUGAGAACUAUUGUAAGUUUGAAGAUUGGAUCAUGCCGGUAUUCGACCAAAUGUUGGAAGAACAAAAGGAAAAGCGUGUGUUAUGGACGCCAUCAAAACUAAUAGCGCGGUUGGGGAAGGAGAUCAACGACGAGAGUUCAUAUCUUUAUUGGGCUUAUAAAAACGAUAUUCCGGUCUUCUGCCCUGGCUUGACAGAUGGGUCUCUUGGAGACAUGUUAUAUUUCCAUUCCUUCCGCAAUAAUCCUGGUCUUGUUGUCGAUGUAGUACAAGAUAUCAGGGCGAUGAACGGUGAGGCUGUGCAUGCAGACCCUAGGAAGACAGGGAUGAUAAUUCUCGGAGGAGGGCUACCAAAACAUCACAUAUGCAAUGCAAAUAUGAUGCGUAAUGGUGCUGAUUAUGCAGUCUUCAUCAACACUGCCCAAGAGUUUGAUGGUAGUGAUUCUGGUGCUCGUCCUGAUGAAGCUGUUUCCUGGGGCAAAAUACGUGCUUCUGCUAAAUCUGUCAAGGUGCAUUGUGAUGCCACAAUUGCAUUCCCGUUACUUGUUGCGGAAACAUUUGCUGCAAAGAAAGAGACAUCAGUUGAGCGGAAACCGGGUUUCUGAAAAAUUCGUGUUGGAGUUGGCUUGGGUGAUUAGCAACAACUCUUAUCUUAUUUAUGUCGAUCAAUUUAUGGUCACUUCACAAGUGUUUUGGUGAGGUCUGGUGAUUGUAUGGUUAUAGUGAGGUCACAUGUCCAAUGAUCUAGGCCAUAACAAUGAUUUCCUUUUGACUGUAUGGUUAUAGUGAGGUCACAUGCCCAAUGAUUUAGGCCAUAAACAAUAAUUUCUUUUUGAUUGUAUGGUUAUAGUGAGGUCACGUGUCCAAAUGUCCGAUGAUAUGUUUGGUAUUUGAUCUUCAAAUUUAUGGUAUCCUUUGUGUGCAUCUAUUUAUUA
Messenger RNA from Helianthus annuus (common sunflower), 1556 nucleotides. Its product is annotated as deoxyhypusine synthase. Gene Ontology annotation, biological process: peptidyl-hypusine biosynthetic process. Gene Ontology annotation, molecular function: deoxyhypusine synthase activity. The transcript is spliced from 7 exons. The record is from RefSeq and is a predicted model, not a curated record. NCBI's taxonomy places the organism in Eukaryota, Viridiplantae, Streptophyta, Magnoliopsida, Asterales, Asteraceae. Gene Ontology annotation, cellular component: cytoplasm. Bases 108 to 1226 code for a protein of 372 amino acids.